AUGGGGGACUAUGAGCAGAAGCCCACGCCGGAGAACAUGACCAUGAUGCAAGCAUUCGAAUGGUACGUGCCAGACGAUCAUAAGCACUGGAUCCGGCUCCACGACAACGUCCUGCAGAUGAAAGCCGUUGGGAUCGACAACAUAUGGGUCCCCCCAGGAUGCAAAGCCUCUUCCCCUUCUGGUAAUGGCUACGAUAUCUAUGAUCUAUACGACCUCGGUGAAUUCGAUCAAAAGGGAGGCAAGGCAACGAAAUGGGGUACCAAGGAAGAGCUCGUGGCGAUGGUGAAGAAGGCCAACGAGGUUGGUGUAGGGAUCUACUGGGAUGCAGUGCUCAACCAUAAAGCUGCUGCCGACCACAAGGAGAAGUGCCAAGUCCAAGAAGUCGAUUCCAACGACCGCAACAAAACCAUCUCGGACCCGUAUCAGAUCGAUGCAUGGCUAGGCUUUGACUUCCCUGGUCGAGGUGAGAAAUACUCUGCGCAGAAGUACCACUGGUUCCAUUUCUCAGGAACAGACUACAAUGCCAGCAAUAGCAAGACUGCCAUCUACAAGAUUCUCGGAGACAAGACGAAGGGCUGGGCGGUCGACGGCGAUGUCGAUUCCGAGAAUGGCAACUACGACUACCUCAUGUUCGCCGAUCUUGAUUACUCUCACCCAGAAGUUGAAAAAGACGUCCUCGAUUGGGGUACUUGGUUGAGCAAGGAGAUUAAGAUCAAGGGCAUGCGUUUCGACGCGGUGAAGCAUUUUAGUGAAGACUUUCUGCGCAAGUUCAUUACGCUAAUGGACGAGAUGUACGGUGAGGGGUGGUUCUUCGUCGGAGAGUUUUGGAAAGACAGUUUGUCGGACAUGAGUGCGUACUUGCAGCGCAUGGGUAAGAAGUUCAGCUUGUUUGACGCGCCAUUGGUGUAUAAUUUUAGCAAGUUGAGCAAGACUGAGGGAGGGGACUUGAGAAAGGUCUUUGAUGAUACGCUAGUGCAGGUCGAGCCUAUCAAUGCUGUGACUUUGGUCAUGAACCACGACACUCAACCCUAUCAAGCCCUUGAGGCUGCCAUCGAGCCCUUCUUCAAACCGCUAGCUUACGCUUUGAUUCUCUUGCGUGAUCGCGGCUACCCCUGCGUCUUCUAUGGUGAUCUCUACGGUAUUAAAGGCGAGCACCCAUUCCCACCUUCCUGCGGAGGUGCUCUUCCAUCCCUGAUAUUGGCCCGUAAACUUUAUGCCUAUGGUAAACAAGCCGAUUAUUUCGACUUUGCUACCUGCAUUGGCUGGGUUCGCUACGGUACCUGGGACAAGCGAUUCGGAUGUGCCACAGUCAUGAGCAAUGCCGGACCUGGUGAGAAGAGAAUGCACGUGGGUGAGAUGCAUGCGGGGGAGAAGUGGACGGAUGUUCUUGGAUGGGGAGAAGGGGAAGUGGAGAUUGAUUCCGAGGGAUAUGGGAUGUUUACUUGCCCUGGUGUAAGCCUGGCUGUCUGGGUGAAUAAGGAAGCGGAGGGCAGAGAUCAGUUCGGGAAGUUUGACAGUGAUAUCUACAAAACAUAG
Molecule: messenger RNA, 1536 nt
Organism: Drepanopeziza brunnea f. sp. 'multigermtubi' MB_m1
Lineage: Eukaryota; Fungi; Ascomycota; Leotiomycetes; Helotiales; Drepanopezizaceae
Biological process (GO): carbohydrate metabolic process
Molecular function (GO): hydrolase activity, hydrolyzing O-glycosyl compounds; calcium ion binding
Source: RefSeq, a predicted model, not a curated record